UCGCACACAUCAGUAUAAACCAAAAGCAUAGAAGCAUAAGCAGUUGCCUGUGGAAUUCAAUGAGCUUGUUCUAGAAGAUGGGGUGCUACACCAUAGUCAAAACCAAUUUCGCCAGUCUUGUUAAUCCCCACUCUAUUGCAAAAUCCCAUUUCGGUUUAGGCAGUAAGCGUCAGAUUUCAUUUGCCUUUGGUGGGAAAUCGUUUCACACAAUCAGAAGCAGGCUGCCCUUCUCUGUUUCUGCCAUGGGCUCUUCAUCCUCCUCUCAGAAACAAGACAGCUCUCAAGAGGCGGGAAACACGAAUUACAGUUCCAUAAGUGAAGCAGAGUGGAGGAAGAAGCUUACUGAUCAGCAGUUCUAUGUCACUAGACAGAAGGGCACUGAGAGGGCAUUCACCGGAGAAUACUGGAACACGAAAACCACCGGGACGUACCAUUGCAUCUGCUGUGACACUCCUUUGUUCGAGUCAUCGACCAAAUUCGACAGCGGGACCGGAUGGCCCUCGUACUACCAGCCCGUGGGAAACAACGUGAAGUCGAAGCUGGACCUGUCUAUCAUCUUCAUGCCGCGUCAAGAAGUUCUCUGUGCAGUCUGCGAUGCUCAUCUCGGCCACAUCUUCGACGAUGGCCCUCCGCCUACGGGGAAACGCUACUGCAUCAACAGUGCUGCCCUUAAACUAAAGCCUAAGUAGAUUUUGGCUUUUUCAGAAGAAACAAAGUCAGCAAUAAUUAGUAUUUAUAUUCAUAAAAAAUUGCCUCAGAUUUGCUGUGAGAGAGCUGUUUGUGUUGUAACAUGUUACAUGUGUAUAUUAUUUUGGAUCUGAUCGGAGGGAAUAAAGUGUAAUGUUGUUGGA
Molecule: messenger RNA, 851 nt
Organism: Salvia hispanica
Lineage: Eukaryota; Viridiplantae; Streptophyta; Magnoliopsida; Lamiales; Lamiaceae
Gene: MSRB1
Product: methionine sulfoxide reductase B 1
Biological process (GO): protein repair; response to oxidative stress
Cellular component (GO): cytoplasm
Molecular function (GO): peptide-methionine (R)-S-oxide reductase activity
Source: RefSeq, a predicted model, not a curated record